Laetiporus sulphureus 93-53 is the source of this 1657-nucleotide messenger RNA. Its product is annotated as Aldo/keto reductase. The record is from RefSeq and is a predicted model, not a curated record. Bases 66 to 1475 code for a protein of 469 amino acids. Lineage: Eukaryota; Fungi; Basidiomycota; Agaricomycetes; Polyporales; Laetiporaceae. The transcript is spliced from 7 exons. Gene Ontology annotation, cellular component: cytoplasm.
GCAAGUCUAUCAUCGCAUUCAUCCAUUACAACAACCACUUAACAUAGAUAUUUCGCAUCUUCAUCAUGGAGUCUCCUGUCGCAUCUAGUUCGAGGGAAAUCCGCCGCUUCUCCGCCCCGAACAUCAACUAUGGCGCACCACCAACUCCUAGCAUCCAGGCAGAGCCGGUCUUCCUAGGAAACCGCAGUCUGCUCUGCAGAGGCAGAGACGCGGCCCGCUCGCGAUCAGUACCUCCCUCACUGCAAGGCCUCAUCUCCAACGACAUUCCUGACGAGCCCGCAUAUCUCAUUGACCUCGCAAUCGACCAGCACGCCCGUGCACAGCCGUGGAUAAACACCUUCCACUCUGCUUCCUCCGCCGCUGCUCGCCCUCCCCGUCCCUCACCUACCAUCCCAUCGCGCACCAGGUCGAGCGCACGCCCCAGCCGUGCCGUCGACUCGCCCGACUACUACCAGAUCACGUAUACCUCCGACGCUGCGAUCGUUACUUCCCAAGUCUACGAAGACGAAGAGGACAUGGCGUGGCUGAAAUUUGCCGACGGGGAGCGGUGCUUCAACAUGCGUCCUCCAGGCCUUUCUAGCCCUUUCCCGGAGGACGAGGACAUCGACUGUUGGUUCAAACCCGGGGCCACACUUCCUGAGCCCCCGAUUCGACAUGAGGUGGCCCCUGAGCACGGCACGCCAUCGUCGCCGCCGCCACCAUACGAGGACCGUGAGCACACUGUGGUCACAGUUACGACGAUUGUGCCAUCCGCGCGCAGCGGCCAGAGAGGCAGAGGUUCACGGCAUCAUUCGUCCCAUGCGGAGAUCGCCCCGCCCCAGGCGCCGCACCUACCGAGCGUUGAACGCUUUGUGGCGGACUCGUUCCUGGCAGACCCGACAGUGCCCAUCGAGGUGACAGUCGGAGCGAUGGCCGAGCUUAUCAAGCAAGUGAAAUAUCUCGGCCUGUCCGAGUGCUCCACAGAGACCCUCCGUCGCGCACUCGCUGUGCACCCUAUCACUGCGCUCCAGACUGCCAGAGAACUCGGCAUCACGAUCAUCGCGUACUCGCCCCUCAGGCGCGGCUUGCUGACCGGACAAUAUAAAUCGCUUGACGACUUUGACGAGGAUGACUUCAGACGCACGGUGCCGCGCCAACACGUCUUGACAGAUAACUCGAAAGAGAACUUGCCGAGCAUCUUGAAGCUCGCCAACAGGCUGAAACAAAUUGGAGCGCGACACAAUGCGACAGCAGGACAAAUCGCGCUCGCAUGGCUUCUUGCACAACGGCCGGACGUCAUACCUAUCCCCGGCACGACCAAGAUCGAGAUACCAAGAUUUGGGCGCAGCACAUAUAAAGCUCGCGACAGAGGAGGUCGAGGAGCCUCGGAGGAGGUGCGCGAGGUGGUGAACAGCGCACAUUUCAUGAACGACGCUCGGUACCCGCCCCGGCUUCCUGCAGUUCUGUUCGCGGACACGCCUCCCCUCGGGAAGUAGGCAUCUCGGCGGAUCAGCACUGCCUGAGAGCAUGCUACCUUGAAUGUCUGGAAAUGUUUGGUAUAAUCUGUUUUGCUUGAAUGAGCCGUCCCAAUUGACAACAUAAACCCUCAUUGCAUACUCUGAAUUGUGGGACAACGCCCUGGGACUCGCGCAGGCGGAAGGUGGAAUCUACGAACCAU